CUGUAACGUGGCACUGUGUUCAUCUUGAAAGAAGGAGCCAAAUUAUUGAUGAAUACUCAUGUAGAAUUGCGUAAUAUACCACAAAGAGGUGACAUUUCAUCACUGCUCUGCUGCACCACAGCUGCGUGCAUCUAAUGCAUGCGAGAGGCGAUAGUGUUUGUUUUUCAUUAUAAGAAGUCUAUUGUGAUUUGCCAUGAAGAAAAAUUAUGGUAAUAAAUAACGGAAAGGAAUAAGUGAGUGGGACUCUCUUGAUUGUCGCGCCAUGUCCUCAUCACCGAGCCAAGACCCUUCCGCCCCCGCACCCUCCGCGGAGGCCUCGAAACUGAAGCAAUAUUUCCCGCCAGUCUCGAGCUGCAGCCCUUUCGAUGCCUUGUCCGGGCUGCAGACCCUUGAUUCCACGACCAUGAACCCCGCUUACAUGUCCCCCACGGGGACACUCGCAGGGUGUAUCCCGUCCCCCGACUCGUUCUUAACCCCUGCGACGGAGCAGGACGUGUUCACGGCAAGCCUCCUGUCGAGUGACGCCGACCGCCGCCACGACGCCUGGAUCCCGUGCGAGCAGACGCGCCUCGCCCUCAAGGCCCUCGAGAACAACCCGCCAGGGAUAUACUUCCCUGAGAAGGAGCUCCUCACCAUGCCAGGCAUCGCAAUCAAGGAGGACUUUGGCGACCCUAUCAAGAGUCUACUACGGACGUACGUCAGUGAAGACGCAGCGUCGCGACGUCAAUGCCUGACGGCGACGUCCGUGACACAGGACGACCGUGGCCUGCGACGUCUCAUCAGCACGGGCUGCUACCACGCGGCCGUCAACCUCACCACGCAGCUGCUGACGGUCUACGGGCAGGGCGAGGGACGGGCCGGUCACCCCAGCAAACAUACCGCACACUCCAUACAGCUGUGGUUCACGCGACUGGCGCUGCUGGUGAAGCUGCGGCGGUUCUCGCUAGCUGAGGUCGAGUGCGAGCAGUUCAAGUCUCUCGACGCGCCCGACCUCUACUUCGAGUUCUACCCCGAGCUGUACGGGGGGCGCCGGGGGUCUAUGGUCCCCUUCUCCUUCAGAACUGCUNCUGCCACCAGGUACCUGCUAGCCACCUGCCGCCAGCCACCUGCCACCAGGUACCUACUAGCCACCUGCCGCCAGAUCGUCCGUAACCUGCUCGCGGGUCUGAGCGAGUGCGGGGAGAGCGGCGCGCACCUCACCCCCGCGACGGCCGACGACGCACUGAAGCUCUGGCGGGCGCGCACCGUCAGGGUGCUGUACUCCAUCACUGCGGUUGCCGCGAGUCUUAAGGACUUCCGGCUGUGCUGGUGGCUGCUGCAGACGCUGCUGCGGGAAGACCCUGCCAGCGCUGCAGGUCUGCACUCUGCCCUGGGCCGCCUGCACCUGCACCUGGGGGACACUGCAGGUGCCAGGAGCUGCUUCAGCAGGAGUGAGGAGGCAGAGCGUGGGUCCUGUAGGGCGGCGUCGGUGAUGCCUCAGGUGCACGCCUCGUACCUCGCCAUGGCCGACAACGACUUCAGCGCCUCCGUCAGCCUCCUGCGCGAGGCCUUGAAGACCAGCCCCAACCAUCCGCUGGUGGUGAACAACCUGGGGGUGGGGCUGGUGUACACGGGGCAGGUACGUGAGGCCAUUGCAGUGGUGGAGGCGGCGCUGGGGGCGCAGCCGGAGCGUCUGGCGCACGAGAGUCUCGUGCUGAACCUGGCGACGAUGUACGAGCUCGAGUCCUGCCACGCCACCCACAACAAGAUCAAACUCCUGCAGCUUAUAGCCCAGCACAGGGGCGACGCCUUCGCUGUCGCUGCACUCAAGUUACACUGAGUUGCGAUAACUUGCUGCAUGAUAUCAACUUCUUGGGAUCAAGUUGGUGCAUGAGCACAACUUGCUUCAAGUUCAGCGAGCAGCAACGUCUGCCGAUAGCAAACAUGACGUCAACUUACAUCAAACACAACGACUCGUCCGCGCUGCGACGGUGAUGCGUGGUGCCGUAUCUGGGAUACCGCCACUACACCCAUUAUACCGUAUCAGGGAUACCGCCACUACACCCAUUAUACCGUAUCUGGGAUACCGCCACUACACCCACUACCCCGUAUCUGGGAGACCGCCACCACACCCAUUAUCCCGUAUCUGGGAUACCGCCACUACACCCAUAAUCCCGUAUCAGGGAUACCAAUCUCUGUCAUUCGGGGGAUAUAAAAUGAAAGCAUCUAGUCUUCAGGUAGCGAAAGCGAAACAAUAAUCCCAGCAUUUUCCAUUCUGUGUGGUUGAUUACAAGUAAAAAAAAAUUCAAUCUGUGUACCAAUUCCGUGGCAGCUGAAAGCUUCGUGUGGAUGUUGUAGAAUUGUCCUCCGUGAACCCUCCGACCUGUAAUCUCAGAAUUUUUUUUUAAUAAAACCUUCUUUGGCGUU
Messenger RNA from Hyalella azteca, 2406 nucleotides. RefSeq names its product trafficking protein particle complex subunit 12. Lineage: Eukaryota; Metazoa; Arthropoda; Malacostraca; Amphipoda; Hyalellidae. The transcript is spliced from 10 exons. Gene Ontology annotation, cellular component: TRAPP complex; Golgi apparatus. Gene Ontology annotation, molecular function: protein binding. The record is from RefSeq and is a predicted model, not a curated record. Bases 263 to 1819 code for a protein of 518 amino acids.